Messenger RNA from Oncorhynchus nerka (sockeye salmon), 2294 nucleotides. RefSeq lists its product as uncharacterized. The transcript is spliced from 8 exons. NCBI's taxonomy places the organism in Eukaryota, Metazoa, Chordata, Actinopteri, Salmoniformes, Salmonidae. The record is from RefSeq and is a predicted model, not a curated record. Bases 1 to 1767 code for a protein of 588 amino acids.
AUGAGCAGGCUGAGACACACACACACCUUCCUGCUGACUCAGGCCCAAACACAUGCCCAGCUCCAGUCCUGUCUUCAGCCCCAAACCCUGCCAGAACAGGGCCCUGCCCAGCCCCAGUCCCAAACCCAAUCCUCCCUCCAGCACCAGUCCCAGUGGGGAGGCUGUGCUCUGGUCCUGCUGGUUGAGCUGAUGGAUCUCCAGGAGGCCCAGGUCUCUGCAGUGCUGUCAACUCUACUGGACAGGGGUGAACAGUGCCUGCUGUCCCUGAUAGAAGAGUAUGAAUCUGAACUCAGAGAGCCUCGUCUCUCCUGCUUGCUCACACUCCUCACCUCUAACCCCUGCCUGGCCUCGGACCCCAACACACUACUGACUGUUGUUGACCCCUGCCUGGGGCCUUCUGACUCAAUCUCAGUCCAAAAAAUCUCCUCAGCCUCCCCGCCCACAGACCUGACCAGAGGUGACCCAGAACACCAACACACAGGGGACCUCUGCACAGGCUGUGGGACGGCCCUGGCCCCGGAGGACCUGCCCUAUCUGGAGAUCCUGUGUGUUUCAGACACCAUCCACUCCCUCGACACACACCACACACCCUCUGCCUCCAAUGGAUUCUCUACAGAGCGAGAGGUGUGUGAGGGACGAGAGGCGAGGGAGGGCAGCCACAGAAAGACUCCUCAGAGCUAUGAGAAGCAGGGUUCUCUCAUCACUCUGGCCUGGAGCAAACCACCGGAUGGAGACACUGAGCAGCAGACAGGAACAGUAAUGUCUACUGCAACAGAGCAACAAGAGGAAGUGGGUGAGGUGAGUGUGCACUGUGACACACACAACACCCCCGGAUACACACCCUAUGACGCACCUGGACACAUACACUACAACGACACAACCAGAGACACAGACCAGGUGAAGGUGUUGGACUCGUCUCUGUUCCAGUACAGCUCUGAGGUUGAACAGCUCUUACCGCCUACAGACCAGCACCCCAUCACGGGCCAGGAGUUGGUGAUGGAGCAGUCAGAGAAGACAGAAACACUUUCUAAUGUGCCCACACACACCCCUAUCACACACACUGAGGAGCCUCCAACAUGGGGCAGAGCCCAGCAGGAGGCUGAGAAAAGGUGCGGAAGUCCACCUGUCGAUGAGGAACACACUGAUGACCUCACUGCUUUGGGAGCCAAUGGAAGUGCUUACCCACCCUCUUUGGGAGGGGAGAGGGAGGACAUGACAGAGCUCUGGGCCCUGAGUAGACCUGCACCCCUUACAUCAGCCCAGGAGACCCUCAACACCCCACACACUACUCUAGAGGGAGACAGAUCAAUGGAGGGAGAGAAAACAAUGGGGAGUGUGAUGGAGAGAGAGAGGACAUUGGAGCCAGUCUCUAUGAUGGAGAGAGAGAAAACAAUGCGCAGCUUGGUGGACCUACAGAGGAAGGUGGAGCAGAAACAACAGCGAGACAGAGAGAGACAAUUACUGAGGGUCCAGGAGCGGCUGUCAAUCAUUCAGAACAAGAAGUCCCAGGAAGACCUGAUGGGUCUCAGACAGACUGACAGACUCCGACACCUCACACAUAACCUGCCCCAGGCGGAUAAGAGCCAGCAGAAGACAGUGGUCAGAGAAAGACUGGAGCAGCUGAGGAGAGAACGCUCCUAUGUCAUGCAGUCCAAACGAGACAGGAAUACAGCAGGCUUCAAGGAGCUGCUGGGUCCAGUGAGACUCCACAGUGCAGAGACAGACGACACUGCUGACUCACUCAGGCUAGCCACCAGCGCAAGCUAAUUAUGCUAUUCCUACACAGCUGUCUCACUAGAAAUCUGCUGGUAUUUGCUGGUUAAAGUCCCACCCCAGCUGAUCCCCCCUCAAUCUGUCAGUCCCUACACUAUUACCCACCCUGUUUACAAGCCACAUUAGCCAUUUCUGGCUUCUUCUGUCAUUGGCUUAUACUGCAGCCUGAUAAGUGGAUGAACACAAAAACAGAGCUGAUGGUGACAGUUUAUUAUACAGUUUAAUUGUCAUCCUAACAAACAUGAGCAUCAUCAACAAUAACAUCAUUUACUAAAUAAAGCCCCUGUCUGUAGCGUGUCCCUCCAGUGGCCUAUAUAGCAUAUAUACAGUGACAGUCAGAUGACUACAUCUCUACAGUUUAAAGUAGCCUCAUAUCCACUCCAUCUGUACUGAUCUGACAGAACGACAUGAGAAAGGAAAUCCAUGUGUGGCCUAGUAAACCAUGCUGCUUUCACCUGGAUCAUGUUCAAUAGUGCACACUAAUGCAAAAUGUUCAAACAGGAAAUUAUUGUUUUUCCAGG